This is a messenger RNA of Trifolium pratense (red clover), 597 nucleotides long. RefSeq lists its product as uncharacterized. The transcript has 2 exons. The coding region runs from base 1 to 597 and encodes 198 amino acids. NCBI's taxonomy places the organism in Eukaryota, Viridiplantae, Streptophyta, Magnoliopsida, Fabales, Fabaceae. The record is from RefSeq and is a predicted model, not a curated record.
AUGUGGCAAAGGGAACGAUUCCAGUGGGAGGAGGAUCAAUACCGUGAGUUUGCUGAGAUUAUCGCCCCGUUUUUUCCCUUGGAUAAUCAUGAUAAGUGGUUGUGGCUUGGAGAUGGAAUGCAGGGAUUUACUGUUAAAUCAGCAUAUCUACAAUUGGAAAAUAUGGCGAAUAAUCCGAGGAUUCUAGAACCUGUGGACUUUGUGUUUAAAAGGCUCUGGAAGUGUGCACCACCUUCUAAGGUGGCCUGCUUUUGUGUGGCGAUUGUUACUAAACCGUGUGCAGACCAAGGAGAAUUUAUUCAAACGCAAGAUGCUGCGUGUAGAUCAACAAACGUGUGGUGGUUGGGUGUUACUCUAAUUAUUCCCCCAAAUCUCACCACCUCCUUUGCUAUGUGGGCUACUUGUGUCACAAACAAGAAGGAAAAGGCAGGGAUGUGUUUGAUUUGGAAUGCUUUUGUGUGGGUGGUGUGGAAGAGACGAUACGAUUCCGUGUUUAACAAUGCUACAGUCACGGUAGAUGAGAUUGUGGAGCAAAUAAAGGUUGUGUUGUGGCAAUGGUUUAUUGGAAGGAUGGCGCCGUGUUUUCUAUACGAAUGA